AGUUCAGCUCAUGGAGCGGCUCCGCGCUGGCUGCAGUUUGGCAGAGUUGGAAAUGUGAAAGCAAGAAGCAGGCUCGGGGCUCCCCCUCCUCUCUCUCUCUCCUCUCUCUCUCUCUCUUUUUUCCCCUCCUCUCUCUCCCUCUCUCUCUCUCCCCCUCUCUCUCUCCCUCUCUCCCCGCACACGCACACCUCCAAACCGCAGCCCCCCGCAGCAGUCAUGUAUUCUCCGCUCUGUCUCACCCAGGAUGAAUUUCAUCCCUUCAUCGAAGCACUUCUGCCUCAUGUCCGAGCGUUUGCGUACACGUGGUUCAACCUGCAAGCCCGAAAAAGAAAAUACUUCAAAAAACACGAAAAACGCAUGUCAAAAGAGGAAGAGAGAGCCGUGAAGGACGAACUGCUAAGUGAAAAACCCGAGGUAAAGCAAAAAUGGGCAUCCAGACUUCUGGCAAAGCUCCGGAAAGAUAUCAGGCCUGAAUUUCGGGAGGAUUUUGUUCUCACAGUCACAGGAAAAAAGCCUCCGUGUUGCGUUCUUUCCAAUCCAGACCAGAAGGGCAAGAUGAGAAGAAUUGACUGCCUUCGCCAGGCAGAUAAGGUCUGGAGGUUGGACCUUGUUAUGGUGAUUUUAUUUAAAGGUAUUCCGCUCGAAAGUACUGAUGGCGAGCGCCUUGUAAAGUCCCCACAGUGCUCUAACCCCGGGCUGUGCGUACAGCCCCACCAUAUAGGAGUUUCUGUUAAGGAACUCGAUUUAUAUUUGGCAUACUUUGUGCACGCAGCAGAUUCAAGUCAAUCUGAAAGUCCCAGCCAGCCAAGUGAAGCUGAUAUUAAGGACCAGCCAGAAAAUGGACAUUUGGGCUUCCAGGACAGUUUUGUCACAUCAGGUGUUUUCAGUGUGACUGAGCUAGUAAGAGUCUCACAAACACCGAUAGCUGCAGGAACAGGCCCUAAUUUCUCCCUCUCAGAUUUGGAAAGUUCUUCAUACUACAGCAUGAGCCCAGGAGCAAUGAGGAGGUCCUUACCUAGCACAUCCUCUACCAGCUCCACAAAACGUCUCAAGUCUGUGGAGGAUGAGAUGGACAGUCCUGGUGAGGAGCCGUUUUAUACAAGCCAAGGGCGCUCUCCAGGAAGUGGCAGCCAGUCAAGUGGAUGGCAUGAAGUGGAGCCAGGAAUGCCAUCGCCAACUACAUUAAAGAAGUCAGAGAAGUCUGGUUUCAGCAGUCCCUCGCCUUCGCAGACCUCCUCCCUUGGAACGGCUUUCACACAGCACCAUCGACCUGUCAUUACAGGACCCAGAGCAAGUCCACAUGCAACACCAUCGACUCUUCAUUUUCCAACAUCACCCAUUAUUCAACAGCCUGGGCCAUACUUCUCACACCCAGCAAUCCGCUAUCAUCCUCAGGAGACUCUGAAAGAGUUUGUCCAACUUGUCUGCCCCGACGCUGGUCAGCAGGCUGGACAGGUGGGGUUCCUAAAUCCCAAUGGUAGCAGCCAAGGCAAGGUGCACAAUCCAUUCCUUCCUACCCCAAUGUUGCCACCACCACCUCCGCCACCAAUGGCUAGGCCUGUGCCUCUGCCAGUGCCAGACACAAAACCUCCAACUACAUCAACAGAAGGAGGGGCCACCUCUCCCACUUCUCCAACCUACUCGACACCCAGCACCUCCCCCGCAAACCGAUUCGUCAGUGUUGGACCACGGGAUCCAAGCUUUGUAAAUAUCCCUCAACAGACUCAGUCCUGGUACCUGGGAUAAAAGUCUCCGCUUCCCACCACCCACCGGACAGACCACCAGACCCCUUCCCACCUCUGUAACACGGAAGCAGCAGCAACGCAGCGCAGCGACUUCACAUCGGCGGAAGGGGAGGCGAGCAGACACCGACAGCAAACUAGUACAUGGAAAUGGCAAACGUUAUGGUUGAAUGGCAAAGGCCGUAACUUUUUCGAGAUACUCUUUUUUUUUUAAUUAUUAUUAUUGUUUUUUGGUUUUUUUAGACAAACUUAGGACUGUUGUAAUUUCUCAUAUGGUGCUGGAAAUGGUUGGGCUUCAUAACUUUUGAAGUGUUUCAUUGGUAGUGUAAGCGUUAGGUGACACUGAGUAGAAACUAGCCUCUGCUGCUGCUUACCAACUCGCUGUUGUAACACACUUUCCAUAUGGAGCCUAACUGUUUUACAGUAUCCUCAUUGAUUUUUUUUCCCAUACAGGUGUGAGACUUCUUGAGAAAUCAUGAAACACACUUAAAACUAUAACUUUUGUAGUAGCUGAAUUCUGCAAUAUAUAACUUACCGGGACAGACAUAGAGCAUGUUUUUCUGUAACAUAUCGAGGGCAAGC
Molecule: messenger RNA, 2324 nt
Organism: Colius striatus (speckled mousebird)
Lineage: Eukaryota; Metazoa; Chordata; Aves; Coliiformes; Coliidae
Gene: NFIA
Product: nuclear factor I A
Exons: 11
Coding region: 217-1746 (509 amino acids)
Biological process (GO): regulation of transcription by RNA polymerase II
Cellular component (GO): nucleus
Molecular function (GO): DNA-binding transcription factor activity, RNA polymerase II-specific; RNA polymerase II cis-regulatory region sequence-specific DNA binding
Source: RefSeq, a predicted model, not a curated record